CAGCAACAGAGGCUACCAGCCAUGGCGGAAGGUGCUUUCCUCUCUAGCCUUAUUGACCGUCUAAGCACCGCAGCCCUGUCGGGUAUCACAUCCUUGUGGGGCGUGAAGGAGCAGGUAGAUUCGCUGAUUCACGAGCUCCAGGCGGUGGAAUGCUUCCUCAAGGAUGUUGACUUGAGGGAGAUUCGGCGGCGCUCCACAUCCAACAACUGGUUCUGGUUACACUCCCUCCGCGAUGCUGCCUACGAUGCUGAGGACCUCAUCGAGAGCGUCGAGCUCCAUGAGGGGAGGUAUUACACUCUAAACCCUCUCCUCCAGCCCUUGAACUCCUACAGAUUUGCAAAGGAAAUCAACGAGAUCAAAUCCAGAUUCCAAUCCAUCAUAGAUAGUUGGGCUAAGAAUGCUUCCAUGUUACGUGAGCUAAGGGAUAUCAGCAACAGCAGCAUCUCAGCCACUGUUGCAUCUGCUGCCGAUUCCUUGUGGAGGCGUUCUUCUUACAACGUCGGUGACGACAUUGUUGUUGGUCGAGAGGAUGAGGUCCGCAUAAUCGUCGAUAGGUUGCUUCACUUUACAUCGCACCGUGAAGUGGUUGGGAUAGUGGGAAUGGGAGGGAUUGGAAAAACCACACUUGCAUCUCUAGUUUACAAUAAGGUUUCUGCAAUCCAAACAGGGAGCACCUCACUACAUCCUGAUUCACCUCAACGAACAGGUUCUCAAAGUAGCUUGGAGAGAUAUUUUGAUGCAUGUGCUUGGGUCCCAGUAGGGCAGAACGCAGAAGCUUUUGGCCUCUUGAGGAUCACAUCAAUCCAAAUUGGCGCUAAGUUGAACAUGAGAGAUAUAGCUGCAGCGAAAAAUGCUAUGUUCCAGUUUCUGCAGCAUAAGAGAUAUUUGAUUGUACUGGAUGAUAUAUGGACGACAGAAACUUGGUUUGAGUUAAGCGAAGUUUUUCCCAAGAACACGAAUGGAAGCAAAAUCUUGCUGACCACUCGCUCCAAGGAAAUUGCGGUUUCUGCUGACCCAUCUUCCCUUCCCUAUGAGCUAAAUCCACUUAGUGAAGAACGGAGCUUUCAGCUGUUUAUUUCCAAAGUUUUUGGGCUGGAUCAUGUUGACACAACAAGUUGUCCGCCACAGCUGAGGGAUGUAGGGCACCAACUUUCAAAGAAAUGCGGAGGGUUGCCUCUUGCUCUUGUGGUAUUGGGAGGACUACUGUCAGGGAAGGAAAAGCUAGUCAUUGUUUGGAGGAGCAUAUUGAAGAGCAUGAAGUGGAACGAUUCCGAAGCUGGGAACCAGUGCUUGGAAAUACUGGCCUUAAGCUACAACUGCUUGACUUAUCAUAUGAAGUUGUGUUUCAUGUAUCUAGGUGUUUUCGAGGAAGGAACUGAAAUCAGUGUCUCUAAAUUGACAAGACUGUGGAUCGGAGAUGACUUUAUACCCCAGCAAGAUGGAAAAACAAAGGAGGAAACAGCCACUGAUUAUUUACAUGAACUCAUACAAAGGUGCCUAGUUCAACCUUUGCAGUCUGCACACAGGCAGUGUUUCAAGAGGGUUCGAAUUCAUGGCAUGUUAUCUGAACUAGCAAGAUUGGAAGCAAGAGAGAGUCGAUUCUUUUACUGUGGACGUGGUGAUGCAAUCCCAAGACAGGAAAGAAAAUAUUAUCGAAGGCUUGCUCUCCAUACAAAACUUGAUGAUUUUUGUGAACUAAGUAACAGUGAGAAACUAAGAUCUCUGAUAAUAUUUCCAGGUGUAGUGGAAUCUCGUGUGGUUACUGUUGGUCACCAGGCAUUCAGGCCUUUUAGCAACAUGUUUUGCCAAAUUUUCUUUUUGUUUCAUCAUUGGAUUCCACACAAUUUUUUGGAACAUAAGACAAACAUGCAAUACAUAAGAGUUCUUGAACUUGAAGGACAACAGAUAUUGGCUCAUAACCUCAAAAGUGUCCAAAGUAAUCUGAACCAUUUGAGAUACAUGAGUCUGAGAAAUACUAAUCUUGGUGAAUUUCCUUUUCCUGAAAGCAAUUUUCCAUUGCUACAAACAGUUGAUAUAAGGGGGACGUCUAUCAACCGGCUUCCAGUUAUAUUUGAGACCCUUGAUUCUCUUCGGCACAUUUACCUGAAUUGGACGGUGUCUCUUAACAUAAGUCGCCUUACUAAUUUACAAACAUUACAUGGAGCUGUAAUUCAUGAUACACAAGCUGAAAGGGAUUUAAUGGCACUAACAAAUCUGAGGAAACUACAUUUUAAGACCAGCUAUGGAAAUGUAUGCAGACCAGAGUUUUCAGAUGGUUUUGAUUUGGAUCAGCUUAUUGCAGGAUUAGAUGUGGUGAAUGAAAACCCUGCAAUAGCUGAAUCUUUGAUUCAGAUGGGAAAUCUCAACUCAAUAUUUAUAAUGAUGCCAUUUAGCUCAUUUCGAGGAAUUACUUCAGAUAUAAUUCAAGCAGUAACGAACCAUGAGCAACUUCAGAAGUUGAAUCUACAAGGAUUAGCACGUCAUCUCCUGCUAGAAGAUCUACAUUUCAGUUGCAUCAAAAGCAUCACAUUGUCUGGCUCAUGGAUGGCUUCAAGUCCAAUGGAAUCACUGGGCUCACUCGCAACUCUUUGUGAACUCAAGCUAAAGGAUGAUGCACUCCGUUGCUCAGUGGUAUCAUGUUCACAGAACAGUUUCCCUGAGCUACGGUACCUUAAAAUCAGUCGACUGGGGAAGCUUAGGGUGUUCGAUGUGGGGAAUGGCUCAUUUCGGAAUCUCACCCGCUUCGCAAUCCAUGAGUGUGCAGAAUUCUGUAGCACGCUUGAGGUCAUGGAGCAUGCUACGAGGCUGCAAGUCCUGAAAAUUAAGGCAAUGCCACCAGUCCUGCCGGAUGUUGCAGGUUUUUGUCACAGCAGAAAUAUCAAUCUUAUCAGCUGAUCUGGCAUCAAAGUUUCUGUAUAGUUGGUACCCUUAUUGCCGGCAUAAUUUAUUUUGUAAUCUGUUCAUUAGUAAAAUUCAGCCCAGGUUCACCCGAUGGUAA
Molecule: messenger RNA, 2998 nt
Organism: Oryza brachyantha (malo sina)
Lineage: Eukaryota; Viridiplantae; Streptophyta; Magnoliopsida; Poales; Poaceae
Product: putative disease resistance RPP13-like protein 3
Exons: 1
Coding region: 22-2895 (957 amino acids)
Biological process (GO): defense response to other organism
Molecular function (GO): ADP binding
Source: RefSeq, a predicted model, not a curated record